GUAUCGCAUUUCGCAGGGUCUCCGCGUUCGUUGUAUUCUACUGUAAUCACCCGAUUCUGCAUUGCACUAUAAAACAUCAAGCAGUUUAGUAAUUGUCUAAUCUGGGAGAAACAGUAAUCGUCGUAAAUCAACAAAAGCGCAUUCAAUCGAAAUCAGCGCCAGGUUUGAAUUGCGCGCCUUUUCUUGUUCUCGCGAAAAUGAGUGAAUGAUUACGACCGGAGAGAGCUACUAAUUUCUCUCAGUUCCAUUCGGUCAGUGUGUUGUAAGUUUGUUCAACGGAUGAAAAUGACGGUCAAACUGCAAACGGUUGGACCACCUCCGAUUCGACCGGCGUCACAUUUGUCAGCCGCCAGUUCAGGCCAUCGAAGUUCAAUGAUGUCCUCGAAUGCAUCGCUGGAGGCAGCCAGCGAGAGCAAACGGCGCUCAAUUCUGAUUCUCUCGCUGCUAGCGGUGAGCGCGUUUUUGUUUGUGCUCUGCCUCUGUCUGUUAUCUGCGCUGGUGCUGGUCGGCAAAAGCUUGUCGGCACAUCACUCUAGUCCCCUGCUCUCAGCGUAUCUCAGCCGUAUGUCAAACGGAGCCGGGUCGACAACAACAACUGGCACAACAACAGUGUCUGUCAAAAAAACCGGCAAAAGCAUUGAUCAUUUUAAUCGUCCUGCUUUGUUUGACGAAGAUACGGGAACGUCUGAUAAGGCUGAAGAAGAGGUCAAUCGAACUGCAAUCGUACUACCUAACUCAGUGUACUCGGGAACGACAAUGAACAACGUGUUGAAAAUAGGCUCCAAGGUGGUGGAAAAGUUAAACUUUCGACUGCCGCGACAUGUGAAACCAAGGCACUACGAGCUGCGCUUACAUCCGGAUCUGGAACAGCAAACAUUUUCUGGUCAGGUCGGAAUCGACAUCACGGUAAGCGAACCGACAAACUACAUCGUGGUGCACAGUAAUCAGCUUGCAAUCAACGAAACGGCAGUGAAAAGAUUGCUUCCGGAUCGCUCGGAAGUGCCGGUUGUGGUGAAGCAGGCCUAUGCCUUCGACCCGCAUCAGUACUGGGUGGUUGAAACGGAUCCCAUUGAAAUGGGGGAGUAUAGGCUGAGUAUGAAUUUCAGCGGCAGUUUGGCGAACCGGAUUGUGGGAUUCUACAGCAGCAGCUAUCGGGACAAAAGUACUAACACCACCAGGAAAAUCGCCACAUCCAAGUUCGAACCGACUUUCGCUCGCCAAGCCUUUCCAUGUUUCGAUGAGCCGCAGCUGAAGGCAACCUACACCAUUAGCUUGGUACAUCCAAACACCAACAACUAUCAUGCACUGUCCAACAUGAAUGUCGAGCAAACGCUCGAAAACGUUCCGUCUACUGGCUUCAAUACUACCGUGUUUAACCCCAGUGUUCCGAUGAGUACGUAUCUGGUGGCGUUUAUUGUGAGUGAUUUCCAGCACGAGAUGGUAGAGAUCACACCCACAAUAGGUGAUCCAUUUGAGCUGCGCGUCUACGCCACCCCUAUUCAGAUGAAUAACGUGCGUUUUGCUCGUGAUACAGCUGAGAAGGUGAUUCAACAUUAUAUAAAUUAUUUUAACAUAUCAUAUCCACUGCCAAAGCUGGACAUGGCCGCCAUUCCGGAUUUUGUUUCUGGUGCCAUGGAAACAUGGGGAUUGGUGACGUAUCGCGAAACUAGCAUCCUGUAUAACCAAGAAACAAGUUCCACGGCUAACAAGCAGCGAGUUGCCGAGGUAAUUGCCCACGAGCUGGCACACAUGUGGUUUGGGAAUCUGGUCACGAUGAAGUGGUGGAACGAGUUGUGGCUUAACGAAGGAUUCGCCAGUUAUAUUGAGUACAAGGGAGUUGAUAGUGCCUAUCCAGAGUGGGGUAUCAUGGAACAGUUUACGAUUGAUAAUUUGCACGGCGUGCUAACCUUAGAUGCUACGAUUGGUUCUCAUCCGAUUGUGGUCAAGGUGGAAACCCCAAAUCAAAUAACGGAAAUUUUCGACACGAUCACGUACUCCAAGGGUGCAUCGGUGAUUCGAAUGCUGGAGGACUUCGUUGGUGAAACAGUGUUCAAAGCUGGAGUGACCGCCUACUUGGACAAACUUAAGUACGGGAACGGAGUAUCGGAAGAUUUAAUGGAAGAGCUAGAUGAACUGUACAGUGAUCCUGAUGAUUCAACGGUCACUGUAUCUUCGGUUAUGGAUACCUUCACAAAGCAGAAAGGAUUUCCAGUUGUUACCGUUGAAAUCGUUGGGAGUCAAUUCCACCUUUCGCAGUCCCGAUUCCUUGCCGAUCCGGAAGCAAACGACACUGAAGUUUCGGAGUUCGGUUACAAAUGGUACAUUCCGCUCACAUAUAUAACUGCGAGUCAACCAGCGCAGACGCAACGCAAGUGGUUUCCUAGUUCGAGAGAGAAGGUGUACAUUGACAUGGAUACUCCGAAUUCAUGGAUCAAGCUAAAUCUCGGGCAGGUCGGCUAUUACCGUGUCAACUAUCCCACCGCUAUGUGGGAGCAGUUUAGUAAUGAUCUUGCGGUCAAUGUGAAUGCUUUCAACAUUGGAGAUCGAACUGGGCUGUUGAAUGAUGCAUUUGCGUUGGCCGAUGCCUCGUUACUGCGGUACGAUGUGGCACUUGGGUUAACCAAAUUCCUGCGGAGCGAGACGGAGUACGUUCCGUGGGCAACAGUUUCCAGCAAGCUGAAGUCAAUCCGAAACCUGAUCUACGAUUACGAAUCGUAUGAUGAUUUAAUGGCUUAUACUCGUAAUCUCGUGGUAGACGCAUAUGAAGCCGUUGGAUGGGAUGUUCCGGAAGAGCAAGACAAUCGGGAUCAUAUGAAGAAUCGGCUUCGGGCCACUAUCCUAGAUCUGGCCUGCUCAUUCGACUACGAACCGUGCCUUGAAGUAGCCUAUUCGAAGUUCCAGGAGUGGUUACAAAACGGAACGGUUAUCCACCCGGAUGUGCGUUCGGUAGCAUACUUUUACGGAGUGCAGAAAUCUAGAACCGAAGAAUGGCGUAUGGUGAAGGAACGAUACCGCACGGAAACCGAUGCCAACGAAAAGUCCAAGCUGAUGAGUGCCUUGACGGCACUCCCCAAUGCCAGAGUGUUGGCCGCUUUCUUGGAAGAUGCCUGGGACCCGACACUGGUACGAGAGCAGGACCAUCUGAGUUGUAUUCAGAGCGUUGCUGCCAAUAAGGCAGGAGAAGCGGUGGCGUGGGAUCACGUGCGAGAAAACUGGGACCGACUGGUAGAGCGGUUUACACUAGGCGAAAGGAACCUUGGUCGAAUGAUUCCGUCCGUUACCGGUCGGUUUUCAACCAAGGUGCGACUGCAGGAGCUCGAGGACUUCUUCCGGCGGAAUCCGGAUGCAGGAGCUGGAGCCACCGCUAGGGUACAGGCUUUGGAAAACAUUUCAAACAACAUCAAGUGGCUGGACCGGAACCAACAAAUCAUUGCCGAGUGGUUAAAAGUAGAUGCGGUACCGGCUCGUUAGAAGUUUAUUUUGAGUUGGUUUGUUUUUCGUUUUAACCGAAAGUGAAUUGUGAUUAGAUAUUAACGAUGCAGUUUUGUGAAGUGGAUGGAUAGCAAUCUACUUAAAUUAAAAACGAAUGCAUAAAUAAUACUUGGUGGCGAUGAAGCGACACCCUAAACUAUUA
Molecule: messenger RNA, 3634 nt
Organism: Wyeomyia smithii (pitcher-plant mosquito)
Lineage: Eukaryota; Metazoa; Arthropoda; Insecta; Diptera; Culicidae
Product: aminopeptidase A
Exons: 6
Coding region: 280-3471 (1063 amino acids)
Biological process (GO): peptide catabolic process; proteolysis
Cellular component (GO): cytoplasm
Molecular function (GO): zinc ion binding; peptide binding; metalloaminopeptidase activity
Source: RefSeq, a predicted model, not a curated record